CACUAAAAGAAGCUGUUAUUUGGCCUGUUAAAUUGAAAAAGUUUUUCAGAGGUAAACGUAAACCAUGGACUGGUAUUUUACUUUAUGGACCACCUGGUACGGGUAAAUCCUAUUUGGCUAAAGCUAUUGCAACGGAAUGUAAAAGUACAUUUAUAUCUGUAACCUCAUCGGAUCUUCUUUCGAAAUGGGUCGGUGAAAGUGAAAAAAAUGUGAAAUGUUUAUUUGAACUGGCUCGUGAAAGACAACCAUGUGUUGUAUUCAUUGAUGAAAUUGAUGCACUCUGUAGUCAACGUAAUGAUACAGAAUCGGAAUCUUCAAGACGUGUGAAAACUGAAUUUCUCGUUCAAACAGAAGGGGUUGGAGCAGACAAUUCAGGUGUUCUUCUUCUUGCGGCAACUAACAUUCCUUGGGCAUUGGAUAUAGCUAUGCGACGACGCUUCGAAAAGCGUAUCUAUAUUCCACUACCUGGUGUGAAAGAGCGUGCGGUCAUGUUCAAAGCUCACUUAGGUACAGACAUACCAUAUGAAAUUCAAGAUCACGAAUGGAUGGAAUUAGGUCAAAAAGCUAAUCAUUAUUCUGGUGCUGAUAUUGCUGUCGUUUGUCGAGAAGCUUUACUCAGGCCUCUUCGACGACUUUGUUCAUCAACUCAUUUCAAACGAGUGAAAAAUCCCAAUUCUGAUGGUUCUUCUGAACUGUGGCUUCUUUGUUCACCUGACGAUCCUGAUGCAAAAGAAAUUUCAUUUGAUGAACUUGAUUGUGAUGACUUAUUUGAGCCUCCGGUGACCAUGGUUGAUAUGUUAGCUGCCUUGGCCAGACAAAAACCGACAGUCGGCGAGAACAAUUUAAUUGCGUACGAAAAGUUCACUGAAGUAUCCGGUCAGGAAGGUUACUAA
Molecule: messenger RNA, 893 nt
Organism: Rotaria sordida
Lineage: Eukaryota; Metazoa; Rotifera; Eurotatoria; Philodinida; Philodinidae
Source: the annotation of a GenBank genome assembly